Molecule: messenger RNA, 645 nt
Organism: Suillus subaureus
Lineage: Eukaryota; Fungi; Basidiomycota; Agaricomycetes; Boletales; Suillaceae
Exons: 3
Coding region: 197-421 (74 amino acids)
Source: RefSeq, a predicted model, not a curated record
CACCACUCUAGCUACGUACGAUACGGAUCAUAUCUCAUUGCAGUACUUUUUCUGUGGCCUGUCCACUUGUAGUUCCCAUGUAGUUCUAGAGCAUCUUUCGCCGAAAACCCCAGUUGUAAUAACCCACGCACAAACACGUUACUUUGCUUAUGAUACAUCAUUUUCGGUGUUCACCGAUUACCAUGUCCACUGUGUGAUGUUGAACAUCGGGCAUAUCAUAACGACGCUGACGGCGGCAUUCUUUGUCGUUGCAAGCUAUGUGAUCCUAUUCAACACGUUUCUACCGCUCUCUGGUGUUUAUGCCCUUGACGUCCUCGCGCAAGACACCCAUUACAAGUACUUUACCCUAUUCAUCAUUCCCAUGGGCGCGUACUUUGUGAUUGCAAACUGGGUAGGCUGGCAGUACUACCAGAAUUCUUGAUUGCGAGAUUCCGGUAUACGCCUUACACGACACACGGCACCAGAUACUUGAGCAUAAGCUUUCGAUACAGGUAUUGCAGGGUCUAGCCAACAAUGGUGUACUACAUGUGCAUAAAUAGGUAUCCAAACGUGGUGCAUAUCGAGGAAAUUGCACAAGGUGAAUAUGGAAGUAAAUAAGUUAUAAGUAAAAAGUAACAAGACUAUCGGUAUGCCAUCAUGGAGGUU